UCUGCAAGGCCAUCGGUCCGUCCGCCCGCCCUCCCAGCGCUCCUCCGCCCCGGCCCCGCUAUCCCGGCCGCGCACGUCGUUUCCUCGGUUCCGGCCGCCGCUAGCCCGUUCCCGCCCCCGAGCCGGACGCCGCCGCUACGCGAGGCCGGGGAUUGGCAGAGCGCGUAGGCCGCGCUGCCGCGGAUGGAGUCGGAAUAAAGGGGCGGCUGAGAGAGCAGCCGGUCGCCACUCGCCCUGAGCCUGACCCCGCGGGCGGCCUGGAGCAGAACCAAUCAUCAGGGAAGGCAGAGCUUCCCUGCCAUUGCUGGCACUCUGCCUCGAAGACCCCCGUCCUGUAGGCAGAGCCUUGUAGUCUGUCUUGGUUAAUGACUUGGGCCGCCUGACUAGCCCCUCUCUGUGCCUUGUCUGAGGUCCUCAUCCAUACCUGAUCCUGGGCAGCUUCUCUCUCUGGUGUGGGUCACCUUAAGCGGGGAAACUGAAGCCAUUACUCUCCAAACCCUGUUUCAUCUUCCCAAGCAUGUCGGAAAGCUGGCAGCAGCCGCCGCAGACACAGCCGCAGCAGCCGCAGCCGCCGCAGCCUCAACACCACGCAGAACCACCGCCGGCCCUGGCCGAGCACACACUGACCCCAGGCACAGCUGAGAACCCCCUGGGCUGUGCCGUCUAUGGCAUCCUUCUGCAGCCUGACCCAGGCCUGCAGCCCCCGCAGCACGCGCCCCUGCAGCCAGCAGGCGAGCCGGGCCCCAAGUGCGGCGUGUGCGGUCACGACCUGGCGCACCUGUCCAGCCCGCAUGAGCACCAGUGCCUGGCGGGCCACGACCGCUCGUUCCAGUGCACGCAGUGUCUCAAGAUCUUCCACCAGGCUACCGACCUGCUGGAGCACCAGUGCGUGCAGGCCGAACAGAAGCCUUUUGUCUGUGGCGUCUGCAAGAUGGGCUUCUCGCUGCUCACGUCGCUGGCGCAGCACCACAGCGCGCACAGCGGCGCUGGGGGCCUCGUGAAAUGUUCCAUCUGCGAGAAGACCUACAAGCCCGCCGAGGCGGCUGAGCCCGCAGCCACGGCCGCCCCUUCACUGCCCCCGGCACCCCCUCCGCCCGCCGUAGCCCCUGCAGAACAGGCCGACAAGCCCUACAGCUGCCCCAUCUGCCAGAAGCCCUUCAAGCACCUGUCGGAGCUCUCGCGGCACGAGCGCAUCCACACGGGCGAGAAGCCCUACAAGUGCACGCUGUGCGACAAGAGCUUCAGCCAGUCAUCCCACCUGGUGCACCACAAGCGCACGCACAGCUCGGAGCGGCCGUACAAGUGCGCGGUUUGCGAGAAGACCUUCAAGCACCGCUCGCACCUGGUGCGCCACAUGUACGCGCACUCGGGCGAGCACCACCUGUUCCGCUGCAACGUGUGCGAGCUGCACUUCAAGGAGUCAUCCGAGCUGCUGCAGCACCCGUGCACGCCCAGCGGGGAGCGGCCUUUCCGCUGCGGCGAGUGCCAGAAGGCCUUCAAGCGGCCGUCGGACCUGCGGCAGCACGAGCGCACGCACAGCGCCGAGCGGCCCUUCAAGUGUGACCUGUGCCCCAUGGGCUUCAAGCAGCAGUACGCGCUGAUGCGGCACCGGCGCACGCACAAGACCGAGGAGCCCUUCAAGUGCGGCCUGUGCGAGAAGGGCUUCGGGCAGCCCAGCCAUCUGCUUUACCACCAGCACGUGCACACCCUCGAGACCCUCUUCAAGUGCCCCGUGUGCCAGAAGGGCUUCGACCAGUCGGCCGAGCUGCUGCGGCACAAGUGCCUGCCGGGCGCGGCCGAGAGGCCCUUCAAGUGCCCGGUGUGCAACAAGGCCUACAAGCGGGCGUCGGCUCUGCAGAAGCACCAGCUGGCCCACUGCUCGGCCGCCGAGAAGCCUCUGCGCUGCACCCUGUGUGAGCGCCGCUUCUUCUCGUCCUCCGAGUUCGUGCAGCACCGCUGCGACCCGGCCCGCGAGAAGCCGCUCAAGUGCCCAGACUGCGAGAAGCGCUUCAAGUAUGCCUCCGACCUGCAGCGGCACCGGAGGGUGCACACGGGCGAGAAACCCUACAAGUGCCCCAACUGCGACAAGGCCUUCAAGCAGCGUGAGCACCUCAACAAGCACCAGGGCGUGCACGCCCGGGAGCAGCAGUUCAAGUGCGUGUGGUGCGGCGAGCGCUUCCUGGACGUGGCCCUGCUGCAGGAGCACAGCGCGCAGCACAGCGCCGCCGCAGCUGCGGCCGAGGGCGCCUACCAGGUAGCCGCCUGCCUGCCCUGAGUCCGCGCCGCGGCCCCCACCAGGCCCCGCCUGACCUCCUCGCACCCAUCCCUGCACCCGACGCGGUGUUCGGAGGGAGGCCCUGGGCGUGAGGACAGAAGGGCACUGGGCAGGUGGAGGGUGUGGGUGCCUGGCACUCCCGGUACAGGCCUGGGGGGCGCGGGGGCGGCAGAUUGCUGUGGCUGGUCCUGACCCCACAGACCUCUUUCCCAUUACAGGAUUCGCUUUCUUGAGAGACCUCAGCCUCCCUUGUCUCUGGGGGCCUGGAACCAGGCUGGAAGUCAGAUGGCCUCUCUCCACCCCAACGAGGGGGUGGUGCUAGCCCAACCUUCCCAGACCUUUCAGCCUCAUUAGAAAUCGGAUAGGUUAGGAAAGAGGAGGGUCACGGUAGGGCCUGGGAGAAGGGCUGGACCGCAGAGGUAGGCUGGGUGUAGGGCACCCCAUUCAGGUUGCUGUUUGAGGGAGAAGGCCAGCUCCGUGAUGUAUUCCUGGAACCAGGAGGGCAAACUGUGAGCCACCGGCCUCUCCGUCAGCUUCAGCCAGGGGCGAUACAUCCUCCAGGUUUCUGGCAGGCGAGACAUACAGGGGUGCUGCACAUCUGUGGGCUCAGUCUGCUUGGAGAGCAAUUGGCCCAGCCAGAAGGGAGGAGGCAGAGAGGUUCUCCUGUGGCUCACUCAGCCGGGGACAGUGCUGUCCACAGGGAAAGGAGGAAAGGCAGCCUUUGCACCCAGGGCUAAUCCCACUGUUUUGGAAGUGCCCCUCCCACCUUUGCGGCAUGGCUCCAAGCACUGGUGGGGAAUGUGCUCUCGGCCCGACAGAACUACUGAUGUGAAAGAGGGGAUUGUUAGAUCACCUGGUGCCUGGGAGGAAGCAGGGCCAAGCCCGUGAUCUUCCCAGUGGAUGGGAACAAGUGUCACCCCUUUGAAUUGUGUGAACCAAAGCCUCAAGGGCGUGGCCCUAAUCAGCUCGCCCCAGCCCUGCUUCAGGGCCAAGACCAUGCCUGGGUACCCAGGGUAGGGGAGGUGAAAGGACCAGGGGAACGCCUCUGACCCCACAGUGCCCUCCCAGCCCAUGGGCACCCUCCCCCAUCAGUCUGGCUGCUGGCCUGUACUCCAGGGGUUUUGCUCUACCAAGAUGCUCUGGACAACAUCCAGCUACUUCCAAGGCCAGAGUGUUCUCCUUCGGGUCCUCCUAGGGUCCCCCUAGGUCUCUGGCUGCCCACUGGGCUCAUGGAGCCGAGGGUGUCCAGGAUAAGGAGUGGGCGGGGGAAGAGGGUUGUUAAGGAAACCGGUAGGUAGAUGGAAUCGAUUGGUAUUGCUUGAUGGCCGGGACUCUCCUUGGGAAGACCAGAAGACCUUUACUAUCAAAAUGAUUCUUUUGAACCCAGCUCUGCCCCACCCUCUCCCAGCCCCCUUCCCUGGGUCUUAAAAGGAGACUUUAAUCAGUGCCCGCCCCAAGAUCCCAGAGGAGCAGGGAGACCUGUCGUGUCCCACUCUCACCUUCAGAAGUCUGAAAAGCCCUCAUCCCCCUGCUCUGCCUAGGUUCCCUUCCUGUGCCCGCAGAGAGGGGCUGGUCCUUCCCCUCGGUGCUGGCUUUAGUCACCAUGCCUCAACGACAUGGAACCCAGGCUGACAACAGUCCCAACUGCUAAUGUUUUUCUUUCAUUUUGCUUUCUAAAAGCAGUUGUUAUACUGUUCAUAACAUUGUAUAGUUUAAUUUCAUGUCAUUUUGGAUCUUAUAUAAAAAUGUGAGAAUUUGGAUUUUUAAAAAGAAUGACUCCAUUUUAGAUAGCCCUUUUGAUGUUAAUAUAUAGUGAGUCCAAUGUAUGCUUUAGAAGUAAAGACAUUGACCUUCACAGAC
This is a messenger RNA of Physeter macrocephalus (sperm whale), 4135 nucleotides long. It is a transcript of the gene ZNF319, whose product is annotated as zinc finger protein 319. Lineage: Eukaryota; Metazoa; Chordata; Mammalia; Artiodactyla; Physeteridae. The transcript has 2 exons. Bases 518 to 2275 code for a protein of 585 amino acids. The record is from RefSeq and is a predicted model, not a curated record.